CUCAAUGGUGUGAACCACAGACUGCAAAAGGAGACGCACAGAAGCAGCAGUCAGCCAUGCUGAAGCCGGGCGACCCGAGCGGCUCGGCCUUCCUGAAAGUGGACCCGUCCUACCUGCAGCACUGGCAGCAGCUCUUCCCUCAGGCUCAGCUGAAGGCUCCUUUGGCCCCGCCGCUGCCCCCACCUGACCGCCUCUCCAUCCCCGUGGACGCCGUGCGCCCAUCGCGCCUGCACAGCCACCUCCUGGCUUCCACACACUGCACUUCUUCUUCAUCUUCGACAUCCUCCUCCUCAGCAGCUUCUUCUUCAGCAGCAGCGGCGGCGGCAGCAGCGGCCCUCACCCCGUCCACCUCCAUCUCCAUCUCCACCACCACAGGGCUCUCCCAGCUGCCUGUCCCCCAACAGAUCGCACUUUUUGGGCAGGCAUUGGCCCCAGUGUGUGCUGGACCUGGAGGACCUGGAGGAGGUGGAGGAGGGGGACCAGGAGGAGGAGGAGGAGACCUGGUGGUGGUGGUCCCUCCAGAGAACCCACAGGGGCUCAACGCAGCAGCGGGGCUCCUCCAUCAGGCCAAAGAGCAGAGCUGUGGAGGGGUGGGGGUGGGAGUGGUGUCGUCCAGCGUGAAGAGCAGCGGCGAGGAGGGCGGCAAAGGAACCGCGACGAGGUUCAAGCUGACGGCAGAGGAGCUGGACUACUACCUGUACGGACAGCAGAGGAUGGAGAUCAUCCCGCUGAGCAACCACACAGGAGAGCUCAAUAACCGCUGUGACAUGUGUGCAGACAACAGGAACGGUGAGUGUCCGAUGCACGGACCUCUUCACUCUCUGCGCCGGCUCGUCGGCACCAGCAGCACGGCAGCGCCCGUCACACUUCCGGACAUCCCUGAUUGGCUGAGAGAUCUGCCCAGAGAGGUGUGUCUGUGCACCAGCACCGUUCCCGGGCUGGGUUAUGGGAUCUGCGCAGCUCAGAGGAUCCCUCAGGGAACCUGGAUCGGCCCGUUUCAAGGAGUCCCCCUGAUGCUGGACAAAGUGCAGUCUGGAGCGGUCAGGAACACCCGACACCUGUGGGAGAUCUACGAUGCUGAGGGAACGUUACAGCACUUCAUCGACGGUAAUGAUCCCAGCAAAUCCAGCUGGAUGAGGUAUAUCCGCUGUGCGAGGCACUGUGGGGAGCAGAACAUGAUGGUGGUACAGUACAGGUCCUGCAUCUUCUACAGAGCGUGUAUGGAUAUCCCCAGAGGAACUGAGCUGCUGGUUUGGUACAACGACUCCUACACUUCAUUCUUCGGCAUCCCGCUGCAGUGCAUCGCCCAGGAUGAAAACUUAAAUGUCCCAGCCACAGUGGUGGAGGCCAUGACCAGGCAGGAAUCCCUCCAGUCCUUCAACAAAAACGGCAAACCCUCCUCCUCAUCAUCUUCUUCAUCUACUCCGUCCUCCACCCUCAUGCGCUCCAUGGUCUUCCCCCACUCCCCCUGCUCUCGGAGUUUCUCACUGUUGGAUAAGGUUGGGGUUCAGUCAGACACCAGUUUUGGCCAGUUGGGGUCAAAGAACCAGCGAAUCCUGGCAAGUCCAACCUCCACCAGCCAGCUGAGCAGCGAGUUCAGCGACUGGCACCUGUGGAAGUGCGGCCAGUGCUUCAAGACCUUCACCCAGAGGAUCCUGCUGCAGAUGCACGUCUGUCCGCAAAAUCCUGACCGGCCAUACCAGUGUGGCCACUGCUCCCAGUCCUUCUCCCAGCCGUCAGAGUUGAGGAACCAUGUAGUGACGCACUCCAGCGACCGUCCUUUCAAAUGUGGAUACUGUGGCCGGGCGUUCGCUGGUGCCACAACGCUCAACAACCACAUCCGCACGCACACAGGAGAGAAGCCGUUCAAGUGUGAGCGGUGCGACCGCAGCUUCACACAGGCCACGCAGCUCAGCCGCCAUCAGCGACUUCCCAACGAGUGCAAACCUGUGAACGAGACCAGCGAGUCCAUCGAGGUGGAUUAACCCGACUGUUUCCCGACUGAGACCGCAUCCACAUUGAGGCAGUUAAAUAUGAAAGUGCGUCUUUUUCUCUCAGUUUGGGCCUCACAUCCAUGCUGAGACUUCAUCAAACACCUUCAAACCUCCAUGUUUCCAGCUCCUGAGGAGCAUCAGUCUGCAUUCACUAUGGUAACAGCUGAAAUGGUCAAAAAACAGCUGAGACAGCUGCUAAUUCAUUUAGCAUCUAAGUGGUGUGUCUGCGUGAGAUCGGCUGCAUGAGUGGGGCUGUGGGCUGCACA
Molecule: messenger RNA, 2260 nt
Organism: Archocentrus centrarchus (flier cichlid)
Lineage: Eukaryota; Metazoa; Chordata; Actinopteri; Cichliformes; Cichlidae
Gene: prdm6
Product: PR domain containing 6
Exons: 9
Coding region: 57-1985 (642 amino acids)
Biological process (GO): regulation of gene expression
Cellular component (GO): nucleus
Molecular function (GO): histone methyltransferase activity; protein binding
Source: RefSeq, a predicted model, not a curated record